CUCCCACGUUUAUCGCGAACCCGUGAAAGCAGCAGUGUAGGUGUCCUUCCAGCUGCCUGAACAGAAACAGAAAUUGUCAGCAGCAGCGCCACGUCAAUCCUUCGAUGUGUGGACUUGUGUCACAUGCUGAGUGGUGUUGAACCGUAUAUACAGUCUGUGUGUUGAACCUUCACUCUGUGCACGUCUUCAUGCAGUAGCUGCCCCCGCCUCCUUCCCGGGUGUUUUCAGACGCAGUCAUCGCAGCCCGCCGUCAUGGAGUGUCGUGUGUUGUCCAUCCAGAGCCACGUUGUCAGGGGAUACGUCGGGAACAAGUCGGCAUCCUUUCCUCUGCAGGUGCUGGGCUUCGAAGUGGACUCUAUCAAUUCCGUCCAGUUCUCCAAUCACACAGGCUACUCCCACUGGAAGGGACAAGUCCUGACAGCAGAGGAGCUUAAAGUGCUGUAUGAAGGCAUCAAGCUCAACGAGGUGAACCACUAUGACUACAUCCUCACAGGUUACAGCAGGGACACGUCCUUCCUGGGAAUGGUGGUUGAUAUUAUUCAGGAGCUGAAGAAAGCCAAUCCAAGCCUGGUAUAUGUUUGUGAUCCUGUUAUGGGCGACCAAGGUGCUAUGUAUGUUCCAGAGGCCCUGUUGCCAGUCUACAAAGACAAAGUAGUGCCUUUGGCUGACAUACUCACCCCCAACCAGUUUGAAGCAGAGCUAUUAACUGGGAGGAAAAUUAACACAGAGGAAGACGCUCUUGAGGUGAUGGAGCUUCUUCAUAAAAUGGGACCAGAUACUGUGGUCCUCACCAGUACAGAACUGCUCUCCAAACGUGGGGACCAGUUCCUGGUGGCCCUUGGGAGCCAAAAAAUAGUGAAACCAGAUGGGACUAAGACCACUCAGAAAAUCUGCAUGGACAUCCCCAAAGUCGAUGCUGUAUUUGUGGGGACAGGAGACCUUUUUGCCGCCAUGUUGCUUGCCUGGACUCACCAUCACCCCAAGGACCUGAAGGCUGCCUGUGAAAAGACUGUGUCGGUGAUGCACCAUGUCAUUAAGAGGACCAUUACUUACGCCAAUGAAAUGGCUGGUCCUGGGAAAAGGCCCAGUCCUGCACAACUGGAGCUGAGGAUGAUUCAGAGCAAAGCUGACAUAGAGAAUCCUGCCAUCGUAGUGGAAGCAAAGGUUUUAGAAAAGUCUUCACAAUGAAGGCAGUAGCAUUGUGUGUGUGUGUGUGUGUGUGUGUGUGAACAUUCGCAUUGUGCUGGUACCAAUCAGUUUAGAAUCUGGGAGCUCUGCCUGACACAUUUUUCUCACACAGAAUUUCCACAUCAAAGACUCACAUGUCUCUGCCUUACUCUCUGAGGAAGUACAACUAUGUUUUGGGGUCAGUAGGAUUGAUUUAUUGUAUGCACAUAAUGGAAUCACUGCCACUGUGUCUGUACUACGGCCUUCUGUAGAUGGUACCUACUAUGAUCAAGAUUAUUUUGUGCGAUAAAACCUUAAAUUUUGUUUAAGUUGAAGAGAAAAUACAAAAAGUCCACUUAUUUUGGCUAGGAUAGUCAGUCCUCAUCCCAUGUGAUGCUCACAAGGCAUUAUAAGCACAGCCUUCUACAGUACGCUCUCUAUCUAUAAUACAUUUUCAAAAUUAUGUGAUUGGUCAGAAGUAACACAUAAUGCAAAAGCAAAUGGUCUCUGUUUCCUAUUUGGGAAAGAAAAAAUGAUAAUUAUACCAACCAUUCUAAUCAUAACAAUGAUGUCAAUGUCAUUUUACUACUUUGUGACUUUUCUGAAAUCGUGAUAAAGAUAUGAAUGCAUGCAGUGUGCUUAUAUUGCACUUUAAGUCCUUCUACAUUAAAGACUGGAUGCAUUUUACACCAAUCCGCCAAUAUGAAUUAACAGUUACUUGAUUUAAAACUUAUUGUGAGGUUUCAUUUCUUUUCCAUGGUUACCUUUUUAAAUACAGUGUCUGUAAAUGCCGAGACAUGUAAUGUAACUUCCAUCUUAUGCAAUGAGUAUAUGGUCUUAAAUGUUUAAUCUUCACAGCUUAUUUGACUUUGUUUUAGAGAAAUCAUUACUUUACUGAUAAUCAUAAUUUUAUUUGUCUUAACAGUUUUUCACCUCCUUUUUAUAAUUAUGCAAUGCUUUCUUUAACUAGCAGAAGUGUAACAUGCUAAAUUCCUGUCUUAAGCAUCUCAAAUUGAGGUAUUUGCACAGAUAAUCUGAUAGUAUACUUACUAAUUAUUUUCAUGUUUGACUGUUUGUCAUAUCUCAAGAAAAGAGUUGGUUAUGUGAGACCACGCUGUAUAUCAGCCUUAACAGGGUUGGGAAGAUAAAAAACAUUUGUUGUGAAUGUUUUUUGUGUACCAAUGUAAUAUAUGAUCCCCAACAACACAUAAUGUAAGAAAGUCAAGUGACAAACCUUGAGCUGCUGCUCUGAAUCAAAUGAAUAUAAGAACAAGAAUAAUAAAUGAUUAAUCUUUUACUGAAA
Paralichthys olivaceus (Japanese flounder) is the source of this 2470-nucleotide messenger RNA. Its product is annotated as pyridoxal kinase. The record is from RefSeq and is a predicted model, not a curated record. Gene Ontology annotation, molecular function: pyridoxal kinase activity. Gene Ontology annotation, biological process: pyridoxal 5'-phosphate salvage. NCBI's taxonomy places the organism in Eukaryota, Metazoa, Chordata, Actinopteri, Pleuronectiformes, Paralichthyidae. Gene Ontology annotation, cellular component: cytosol.